GAUUAUUCUCAAUUUCUAGCAUGUGGAACUUAUCAAUUGGCAGAAUCAGAAAUUAAACAAAAUGAAUACGACAAUGAGGUCCAAGAAUAUAAUGAUAAUCACGAUAAAGUAUCAUCUCAACCAAAGAGGAGAUUAGGAAGACUACUAUUGUAUCAAAUCACGAAUGAUGAAUAUUCUGUUGCAAUGAAAGAAAUACAACGAAUAGAAACUUCUGCUAUAUUGGACAUUAAAUGGUCACAUCAAUGUAUCGAUAAUCAAAUGAUCCUUGCGUUAGCGGAUGCAUCUGGAAAAGUUGGUUUAUAUAGGCUGAAUCAAAAUAAAUCACAACUUGAUCUCAUUAUUUUGCAUUCUGUAAAUAAUGAUGAUAAGUUAUGCCUUUCUCUUGAUUGGUCUGAUCGUAUAGGAUUAAGUAAUGAUAGGUCAAUUGUAUUAUCACAGAGUGAUGGAACUAUAGCAGUUUUAUCUGUUGAUAGACAGUUUGGAAUUGUUGAAAAAAAUCGAUGGAUGGCUCAUGAUUUUGAAGCUUGGAUAGCUGCAUUCAAUUAUCAUAACACAAACAUAAUAUAUUCUGGUGGGGAUGACUCUUGUUUGAAAGGAUGGGAUUUGCGUACAAAUUUAUCAUCUUCACUAUUUACGAACAAAAGACAUCAUCAAUCAGGUGUUUGUAGCAUCCAAUUUAAUCCACAUUUUGAGCACUAUUUAGUUACAGGGAGCUAUGAUGAACAUAUACUGCUUUGGGAUACAAGAAUGUUGAAACAGCCAAUAUCAGAUCAUCAUAUAAAUGGAGGUGUCUGGAGAUUAAAAUGGCAUCCGAAAAAGAAGGAUUUUUUACUAAGUGCGUGCAUGCAUAAUGGAUUUCAUGUAAUAAAAGUUAAUUACACGUCUGAAGCAAAUAAUAAUGGUAGUUAA
This is a messenger RNA of Cetraspora pellucida, 909 nucleotides long. NCBI's taxonomy places the organism in Eukaryota, Fungi, Glomeromycota, Glomeromycetes, Diversisporales, Gigasporaceae. The record is from the annotation of a GenBank genome assembly.